This is a messenger RNA of Homalodisca vitripennis (glassy-winged sharpshooter), 1929 nucleotides long. It is a transcript of the gene CCT2, whose product is annotated as T-complex protein 1 subunit beta. Gene Ontology annotation, biological process: protein folding. The transcript has 9 exons. NCBI's taxonomy places the organism in Eukaryota, Metazoa, Arthropoda, Insecta, Hemiptera, Cicadellidae. Gene Ontology annotation, molecular function: ATP hydrolysis activity; ATP-dependent protein folding chaperone; ATP binding. Bases 157 to 1761 code for a protein of 534 amino acids. Gene Ontology annotation, cellular component: cytosol; chaperonin-containing T-complex. The record is from RefSeq and is a predicted model, not a curated record.
CUGUGGGAGUCGAGGAAAUUGGAAUUGGAAUUCUUCAUCACUCAUGUGCCGUGGUUUGUGAUGAGAAACUAAUAAAAUCGUUUGAAAUAGUUAAUUAGUAUUUUGACAUAAUAAGUUUAUUCAUCUGUUCUGUACGUGCCUAAGAACAUUUUAAAAAUGACGUCACUCAAUCCAGUCAGAAUCCUUAAAAAUGAAGCAGAAGAAGAAAAGGCUGAAAUUGCUCGUAUGUCAUCAUUUAUUGGUGCUAUUGCCAUUGGUGAUUUGGUAAAGAGUACUUUGGGGCCUAAAGGAAUGGACAAAAUUCUAGUUGGUCAUGGACGCAAUGAGGGAUCUUUGGAAGUCACCAAUGAUGGGGCGACAAUCCUGAAAGCCAUUGGAGUUGAUAAUCCUGCGGCUAAGAUCUUAGUAGACAUGUCCCGUGUGCAGGAUGAUGAAGUGGGUGAUGGCACUACUUCUGUCACUGUUCUUGCUGCUGAAUUACUUCGAGAGGCUGAAAAGCUAGUAGAUCAAAAAAUUCAUCCCCAGAUUAUUAUCGCAGGCUGGAGACGUGCCACAAAUAUUGCUCGUAAUGCUUUGAAGGAGUCAUCUAUGGACAAUAGUGCCGAUCCAGAAAAGUUCCGUGCUGAUUUGAUGAACAUAGCAAGGACAACACUUAGUUCAAAAAUUCUAUCUCAGCACAAGGAACAUUUCUCUCAACUUGCCGUAGAUGCUGUGCUACGACUGAAGGGUAGUGGUAACCUCAGCGCAAUACAGAUCAUACGUAAAAAGGGAGGAGUACUUGAAGAUUCUUUUCUAGACAAAGGUUUCCUGUUGGACAAGAAACCUGGGCAACAUCAACCUAAACGCAUUGAAAAUGCUAAGAUCUUGAUUGCGAAUACACCAAUGGACACAGACAAGAUCAAAGUGUUUGGGUCUCGAGUGAGAGUGGAUUCAAUGGCCAAGAUUGCAGAGCUGGAGGUUGCUGAAAAGGAAAAGAUGAGAGAUAAAGUAGAGAAGAUCAUCAAACACCAAUGUAACGUCUUUGUCAACAGGCAACUGAUUUACAACUACCCUGAACAGCUGUUUGCUGAUGCAGGCGUAAUGGCUAUUGAACAUGCUGACUUUGAUGGCAUAGAACGACUUGCUCUUGUCACUGGUGGUGAGAUCGUGAGCACAUUUGAUCAGCCUGAAAAAGUGAAACUAGGACAUUGUGACCUGAUUGAAGAGGUGAUGAUCGGAGAAGAUACAUUGUUGCGAUUUGGAGGUGUUGCACUCGGAGAGGCCUGCACUAUCGUGAUACGUGGUGCUACUCAACAGAUUAUAGACGAAGCGGAACGUUCACUACAUGAUGCACUCUGUGUGCUGGCAGCCACUGUGCGGGAGACCAGCAUUGUUUAUGGAGGAGGUUGCAGUGAGAUGCUCAUGGCGUGUGCGGUGCAGGCUGAGGCUGCAAAGACGCCUGGCAAGGAGGCUGUGGCGAUGGAGGCUUUUGCUCGUGCCUUGCAGAUGUUGCCAACCAUCAUUGCUGACAAUGCAGGAUAUGACUCAGCCCAGCUUGUCAGUGAGUUACGAGCAGCUCAUGCUCAGGGCAACCACACAACUGGUCUCGAUAUGGAAGCUGGUAAGAUUGGCUGUAUGAAGGAAUUGGGGAUCACAGAAUCCUUUGUCGUCAAACGACAAGUGCUGCUCUCUGCAGCGGAGGCAGCUGAAAUGAUUCUUAGGGUGGAUAACAUAAUACGAGCAGCACCGAGGAAGAGAGUGCAGGACCGUGGGCACUGUUAGAAAACAUAUUUUCUAAAACACAACAAUUCCUAACAAGUUUAAUUUCACAUGCGACUGUUAAAUUUUUACUACUUUUAUUUUACUUUAAGUAUUACUAAUUUUAUUAAUUCAGUUCUAGAACUUAAUUUCCUAUUAACUGAUCAAAUUCAAUAAAACUAUUAAUAAUUA